ACCAACCCACUCUCUCUCUCUCUCUCUCUUGACCAACAACAACCAAACACCCAAACCAAGACAAGGAAAACACCUUCAAGAAGGAAAACACCGAACAGAUGCUAUCGAACCAUCUCCCCAAUCGAACCACACUCACCUCAUUUCAUAAGAUCACAUAGUAUAUACACAUCUCAAGAAAAAAGCCCACUCAGCCGCAACCGAUUCCACUUCCAUUUCGGGUGUCAAUAAAUCUCCACACAUUGAAAAAAAAGAAAGAAAAAACAUCCUACAAUCUAUUAGGGAAAACAAGAAAGAAGACCUCAACUGAAACUAAACAAUGAAGCAAAUUCGAACUCAGAUCGAGAAAAACAAGUCUGGCUUUGUGACUCUGAAAGCUGAAAAUGAUGAAGACAUGUGGCAUGCCUAUAACUUAGUCACAGUGGGUGAUGAAGUCAGAUCAAUCGCCGUUAGGAAGAUUGUAGUCGAGACGAAUUCAGCAACCGGUUCCAAGGAUUCGCAUCGAGUCAAAUUGAACUUGACAAUCGAAGUGAAGAAAGUGAACUAUUCUGGGGUCGAGAUCCCCUCGUCGGGUGACGGGAACGAGAAGGGACUUUCGAUAGCCAAUCAGCCGACCGGCAGCUCGUCGUCGGGUGGCGCCUCCUUACAUCUCUCCGGCCAAAUCUCCAAACCAAACGAGCACGUCAAGAUGGGCGCAUUCCACACCCUCGAUCUCGAGCCCGAGCGCGAAUUCACGAUCAUCAAGGGUCCCGAUGGAUGGGACUCGGUGCAUGUCCAACGUCUGGCCGACGCCACCGACGCCUCCAAAUCUGCCGAGGUGGCCGCCAUCCUUGCCGACGAUACCGGUCGAGCGACCGUCUGCUUGAUCGGAACGCAUACCACCCUCAUCAAACAACGCAUCGAAGUCCCUCUCUCCAAGAAUAAGAAACCCGGUCAGGCUGCCGAUAAAACCCUCGAUAAAUUUCACAAACAGAUCUAUGAUUCGAUCCUCAAACACUUCAAUUUCUCGCUCCUUCGAAUGGUCAUCAUCGCUAGUCCCGGCAAUACCAAGGACACUGUGUUUGAAGCGAUUCUCGCACAAGCAAUCAAAGCCAAUAACAAAGCGAUCAUCACAUCCAAGUCGAAGUUCCAACGGAUCUAUACCCCGACGAUCCAUCUGCAAUCCCUGAACCAAAUCCUGAGCACCCCAGAAAUCCUGAACCAGUUGAAAGAUACGAAAUACUCGAAAGAGAUCCAGGCGUUGAACAAGUUCCAGAAGAUGUUGGAAGAAGAUGUGCAGAGGGCUCUGUAUGGCGAAGUGCAUGUCGAUCGGGCCGCUGAACGAGCUGCUAUCGGCUCCCUACUCAUCUCCGAUUCUUUGUUUAGGAAUCCAGACCCUGAAAAACGUAAAAAGUUCAUCAAGUUGACCGAAAGCGUUCAGCAAUUCGGCGGCGAAGUUUUAGUUUUUUCGAGCAUGCAUUCUACUGGUACAAGAUUGAAUGAGUUGACUGGAGUCGCGGCCAUUUUGACGUAUCCUUUAGACAUGGACCUGAUCGACCAAGAAGAAAAUGAAGCUUGAUCAAGGCCCCCAUUCUCUCCAUCCCUUCUUCUUCUUCUUCUCCAUCAUCCUUUCUUUUUUUUCUACGUUAUAUCACCGAUCUCUCUGCUCGGAAUCAUCUCCUCAACCGUCACACGCACAAGCAUGUAUAUCCUUUUCACCCACAUCACUUCAACAUAUAGAGAUUCUUAUUCUUUUUUUUUCGUUUGGGUUAUGGUCUGUUCGAUUCACUAGCAUCAUCAAAUGUCCUUUUCUUUUUUUUGGGGGGGUUCUAUGGGUUUUUUUCCCAUUCUACAUCUAUAAUCUGUACGGGUUUCUUUUCCUGUGACUAAAUAAAAAAUUGUCUUGACUUUCUGAACAAGCAAUAUGAAUGUCAACACGAUGGAUUCACAGCGGCUGAAACCAGAUCAAGUAUUGCGAGA
Puccinia graminis f. sp. tritici CRL 75-36-700-3 is the source of this 1956-nucleotide messenger RNA. RefSeq lists its product as uncharacterized. The transcript is spliced from 6 exons. Gene Ontology annotation, biological process: nuclear-transcribed mRNA catabolic process, no-go decay; RNA surveillance; nuclear-transcribed mRNA catabolic process, non-stop decay. Gene Ontology annotation, cellular component: cytoplasm. The record is from RefSeq and is a predicted model, not a curated record. The coding region runs from base 317 to 1555 and encodes 412 amino acids. Lineage: Eukaryota; Fungi; Basidiomycota; Pucciniomycetes; Pucciniales; Pucciniaceae.